UAUAAUCAGAUAAAUUUAAUCAGAAGAAUAUUACUCAAACAGAUUUAAAUUAUCAAUUACUAUAUUAUAUGUCUGAUCUGUGCAGGUCUGUCCUAGAGAUAACCAGAUGGGAGCAAAGAAUAACAAAACACACACUGUCUUUUCUUCAGUCAACUGCUUAUUCAUUCCACUGGUGACUGGAACAACAUAGAGCUAAUGUUUCUAUGACAUGAACGGGGAGGCAGGCAAAUGCAGGUAGAUUAGACCCGAGUGGCGGUGGUGGUGGUGGUAAGAAACCUCACCAUACUAAAGAACUUUGAGGAUUUCUGGAGACUGGAGCACCUUGGGAAAUUAUGCUAUUGCUGUGGUUUAUGGGGUUUUUCACAUUUGUUGUUGUUCAUGGCCAACACCAGCAUGCGUCUAACAUCAAAGUGAUAACCAGAUCACGGUGUUUUGGCAUUGUUCCACCCCACAUGAAGCUGGAGUGCACGGAUCCCAAACAUUUCAUGCGCGUCAUCUCUGCCGUGUACGGUCUCAGCAGUGACACAGCAUGCGGGGACCUGUGCUGUCCCCAAGUCAACGACUGCCAGGUCCCAGUAAAUAUGAGUCGUCCAGAGACCCAUAACCAAAUCUUUGGUCAGUGCUCUGGCCAACAAGAGUGCAUAGUGUUGGUAGAGCAAGCGUCUCUGUGGUCAGCUCCCUGUGGCAGGGGAAAGUACAGUAACUACUUACAAGUCAAAUAUGAGUGUGUGAAAGCUGAAAUAACAACCCAAUCCAAUUGCUAUGGAGAACCAUCUGGCACGAUGCAUCUUUAUUGUGAGAAGGGGACUUUUAUCAACAUCAAAGAUGCCGUCUAUGGCCGUAGCAAUCGCACACCCUGCGCAAGGCGUUGCUGUCCUGCCGAGACUGACUGUGUAGAGAAGCUUCUGGAAAAGACCCCUCCUCUUUAUACGGCCAUCUUGGGUCAAUGUCUGGGCAGGGCAGAGUGCACCAUUCCAGUGGACAAGAUUUCUGGGAUGUGUGGAAAUCAGUUUCAUGUCAGCACCUAUGUAAAUGUGACUUAUGAGUGUGUACCAGUUAGCAUUGUCAAUGAAGUAUGCAUGGAGGGGAACAAUGCCAUUGAUGUGGGCUACAUCCAAAGUGAGGGCUACCCUGCAGAGGUGCCAGGAAACAACCUACGUUCCUGUGAGUGCCGACUCGCCACAGCCAAGAACAGUUCAAUCACCAUACGUGCUGUUGACAUCAAUAUGUACAGUGGACCAGGCUGCAGAGAGCAUCAAGAGUUAGCCAUGUUUACGAAAACUGACCAAGCAGCCUACAGCUGUCAACACAUCACAGAUACCAUACUGUACAAUGGGCCAGCAAAUGAACUGAAUAUGAAAUUUGUGAACACCUUGUUUAGCAAUGAAGGGAAAUUUUGGCUAGAAUACAGUGCAUCCUGGGGGACUGUGACAGUCAACUGCACCUCUGCAAUCUCCAUUACCACCACAACCACCCUCACCCCACCAGUGACACAGCCUAUGGUGAAAGUUGACCCUGGCUCCAGCAUCAGAUCUAUCCUUAUAGUACCGGAUCCCAACACAAAAGGUGGCGACACUGGUGACCAAAGCCAGGAAGAACCCUGGAGGUACCAAUCUCGCUGUUUUGGAAAGAGUCCACCGCACAUGGAACUCACAUGUUCAGAACCAAAAACUUUUAUUAAGAUUCAAGCUGCAGUGUAUGGACUGAACACAAAUGACCGAUGCAAUGACAUCUGUUGCCCCAGCAAUAAUGACUGCCAAGUCCAUGUGAAUGCUAGCCGUCCCGAGUCCUAUAAACAGAUAGUUGACCAGUGUUCUGGUCAGACGCACUGUAUUGUAUUGGUAGAGCAAGGGGAACUAUGGACUGCAGAGUGUGGCAGAGGGAAAUACAGCAAUUAUCUUAUGGUUGCUUACCAAUGUGUCAAAGCCAAGGUCACAACCAUCUCUAAGUGCUAUGGUGAGUAUCCUCCAGAGAUGAACCUGUUCUGCGACAUUGGUACCUACAUCCAUAUUAGAGAUGCCAUAUUUGGAAGAAGCGACUACAAACCGUGCCCUCGCCGCUGUUGUCCUCGAGAGGAUGACUGUGCAGAGAAAGUGCGCACCAGAAAUCCUGGCCUGUAUACUGCCAUACUGGGUCAGUGUUUGGGUAGAACACAGUGUAGUAUACCUGUGGAACGGCUGCACGGGACCUGUGGAAGCGAGUUCUACAACAGUAACUACAUGAACAUCACCUACCAGUGUGUCCCAGUGAGUAUUGUUAACGACUUCUGCACCAAAGAAGACAACAUGCUAGAUCAAGGCUACAUCAUGAGUGAGAAGUACCCUACAAAGAUCCCAGGGAAUAACCUCCGCCAAUGUAAAUGUGUUCUCACUGCCCCACCUGCUGCCACCAUAGCUGUCCGCGCCAUUGACUUUAGUCCUUACAAUGGCACGCGGUGUCAAGACCUGCAAACGCUGACAUUUGAAGAGCAAAGAAAGCCCUCUAGCAGCUUCUCAUGUGAACACAGAGUAGAUUUCUGGAUGUACAACUCUACACGCAAUCAAGUCAAUGUGACUUUCCUGAACACUUUACUUGGAAAUGUCGGUCAAUUCUGGUUAGAGUACACAGCCUCUUCUGGAAAUGUCACACUGAACUGCACUGAACCAGUGGGAGUCACCACCCCAAAACCUGGAGCAACAACCAUACCUACUACACAAAAGGUCACACAGCCCUACAGAUAUAGAAAUCCAGAUGAAAACAAUACCCCACGCCCAACAGACACAGCUUCUGACACCAGCCGUAGACGACAAUAUGGAGGGGGCGAUACUACAGGACAAGAUGACUUUUUGACUUCCUACAAGGUUCUGGCAACCAACCCAAAUUACCAGCUUCAGGGAAGAUGCUUUGGAAAAAUUCCUCCACACAUGGAACUGAGCUGCCCAGAGCCAAAGACUUUCAUCAGGAUUAUCAGUGCAUUUUAUGGGAGAAGUUACGGGAGCAGCUGUGGUGAUAUCUGUUGUCCAAAAGAAUCGGACUGUCAAGUUCAUGUGGAAAAGAGCCGACCAGAAUCCUAUGAGCAGUUGGUUGAGCAGUGCUCAGGUCAGAGUCACUGUGUUGUGUUGGUUGAGCAGGGACCAAUGUGGGGAGUCAAGUGUGCAUUUGGUGGAGGCUACAGCAAUUAUAUGCAUGUGGUCUAUGAAUGUGUCAAAGUUUUAAAGACAACUGUGUCCAUGUGCCAUGGUGUGCUGCCAGGCCACAUCACCCUUUUCUGUGACGUCGGCACUCACAUAAGGAUCCACGACGCCAUCUAUGGUCGUGCCCCUGAUCUCUCCUGCCCCCAGAGGUGCUGCCCCAGGGAUACAGACUGCACUGUCCCCCUGGCUGUCAGGACCCCAGGGGUGUACAGAAACAUGGUUGGGGAUUGUCUCGGGAACAGGGAGUGUAAUGUGCCUGUGAACAGGGUCCAGGGCAUGUGCGGAAGUCAAUUUUUGUCCAGCAACUAUGUCAACAUCACCUAUGAAUGUAUACCAGUGAGUAUUACAAAUACUAUGUGUGAGGAGGGAGACCGUAUAUUAGACGAUGGCCACAUUCUCAGUGAAAACUACCCACGGUCUGUACUAGGCAACGACUUUCGCAAAUGCACAUGUGCAAUUACCGCAGAGCCCAACAAUGGCGUCAGCAUAUCGGCUAUUGAGCUCCACAUGUACGACGAGUUAGGGUGUGAGCAUCAGCAGCAACUCAUAGUAAACAGCCACAGCAGGUCCACCAGUGUUCAUUCUUGUGACAAAAGAAGUAAUGUCAUGAUGUAUGAAGUUGCUGGUGGACAGGUCAACAUCACUUUUGUCAAUACUGUUCAGAAGGAUGCAGGGAGAUUCUGGCUUCAUUAUAAAGCCAGGAAUGGUCCUGUGACAGUGAACUGUACUUCAAGCAUCCCAGUAACAACAACUACAACUUCAGCCACAACACCAACUACAACUACAAUUCCAACUACCACUACUACUACUACUACAACUCCUGCCACCACAACAACUACAACUCGUACUACAACAGUCAAACUUACUACAACUCCUCCUCCUACUACCACUACUACUACUACUACUACAACUUCUACCACAACCAGAAGAAGUACCACAAUGCGCACCACUACCACCACUUCAUCCACAACACUAACUACACCUAGCACCACCACCACAUUUAGAACUUUUGAUGCUUCUUCUACAUCCUAUCCUGUCUCUCCUUCCCAAAGAUCAAACGUGUACAAAUCUGACGACAUGCUAACACCAAGAACAACAACAGAUGUGCAACCAACAAACACAGUAGAAAUUGGCAUCAUACUAAAUGAAAUAAAUGAAGCGGUUUCCAUCAACAUAUCAGAACACUCUACAACAACUCAAGCUACAUUCAUUGAAGAUCCUAAUAUUAAUAUGGGUAUUGUAUUAGGUGGUCUGGCAGUCUUGGUGUUGAUUGUGGGGAUCAUAGUGGCAAUUUGCCUUAAAGCAAAAAACCACAGAGAGCAGAGAGAUCGCCACCGCAGUCUCCGUGCCUCAGCUCAGAGAGGCCAGCGCGACAGCGUUUCAAGUACCUACAGCAACAGUAACAAAGUCAACUACUCCAACCCAAUUCAACACCAUGGCAGUAAUACCAUGCCACUGCCUGGAAAAUCACACCAUCUACAGGAAAAACCUAUGGGCAGAUACAAGUACAACCAGGGAAGGAAUGGAGGGCCCCCUAGCAGAACACAAAGCAGUAAUUCAAUGAACAGGCCAAGAUCUAUUAACAGCAGUCAAAACAUCAGGGGAUAUAAAAACCCUGCCUUUAGAUAGUGAUAAGGAUGUUUCCUGCUUCAUUCAGAACAUUACGCCUGAAAAAUUAUGAGGACUUGCUUAUCAAUGAGAAAAAAAAAAAUUUUUGUACUUAGAAGGUUGUACAGUGUGUGUUAUGUUUUCUUAAUAUGGUGUUAUGCCUUUUUGACAAAGGUAAAAAAGUAUUCUAUUCAAUAAAUGCAUUUUAA
Lingula anatina is the source of this 4990-nucleotide messenger RNA. RefSeq lists its product as uncharacterized. The record is from RefSeq and is a predicted model, not a curated record. Gene Ontology annotation, molecular function: carbohydrate binding. Lineage: Eukaryota; Metazoa; Brachiopoda; Lingulata; Lingulida; Lingulidae.